Molecule: messenger RNA, 1748 nt
Organism: Sesamum indicum (sesame)
Lineage: Eukaryota; Viridiplantae; Streptophyta; Magnoliopsida; Lamiales; Pedaliaceae
Product: transmembrane protein 161AB protein
Source: RefSeq, a predicted model, not a curated record
GAAAUCAAAUAACCAGAAAAGAAAAAGAAAAUAAAGGAAAAAGGAAAGGAAAUUAGUGUGAGAUCUUCUUCAAGCUCUCCUCAUUGAUCUGACUGAUUCCCUCUCAAACGCUGUUCAGAGUAACAAGUGAGCAUUGAUUUUACAUGAUAAUGCCCUCGCUAACAUCACUAAUUCUUUCCUCAAACAAUCUUGUUUUCCACACAAUAUUUGCACUCUCCCUCACAUUCUUCGUCUCCAUCCUCAAGAUCCCAGCUUUAUUUCUCCAUGGCCUCCAGACUUACAUUCAUCCAGAUGAUGUUAAUCCUGGUGGGAAUUCGUCCGGAGUCCGAGCUGCUAUUAGAAGGCCAGGCGCAAUGGAUUCUGAACAACCGAAGCCCAGAAAGAAAUCUAAGGAAAGAUUUGAGUUUGAUGAGAGUAAAGCUCAGAUCUUUAGACUCAAACUCAGCGAAGGUCACCUCCAAUCAAGAAUUUAUUUCAAGGAGUUUUAUGGUGCUUUCAAUUUCACUCUUAUUGCCUUGUUGUCUUUGUUGCUUCAUAGAUUCUUGAGGGUGGAUAAAGAUUCCGGGAUUGUGAGAAACGGGACUAUAAUUCCGCUUUUGUUGGGGUUGGUGGCCGUUUGUAGAGCCUUCUUCUUGAUUGCUAGGGUUGGACUUGAAAGGUCUGCAUCGAAGAGGUUGGAGAGGCAGUUGAGUUUUGUGUGGGGGGUUUUGGGGUUUGUUUUAGGUCUGACUGCUGUUUUUGAGGUUGUUCCUAAAUGGGUUCUUGAUUUUAGCUUUGAAUCAUUGGAUGGUUUGGGUAAGUUGUUGCUUGCUGUUAUCAUGGGCUGUAUCGUUGGUUGUCUUUAUAUUCCAGCAUUGAGAAAUGCUCGGGCUUUUUGGCUUGGAACCGAUCAGAUUCGUUGUAAUUUGUCCAUAAUUUCAUGUGGAUGGUUCUCAAGAAUGCUUCUAUAUGCGACUUACAUAACUGCUGUGAUUACCUCAUUGCUUUGGAUAACCCCAUUUGCUGAGUUCCUUGUUAACAAGAAAGCUGACGGUAAAAAUGGAUUGCAUAUGGCUGGUAAGAGGGGAGAAGUCCUUGAAUUGGUUGGAUACAUUGGCAUGUCAAGAUCCAAUUUUGAUAACUUGAGGGUUUGGUGUUUGUUGAUUACGGGACUCUUGCAACUUUUGGCCGUUCGCGCUAAUGCACAAAUGUUCUUAAAUGAAGCCGUGUUGUGUUGGUACCAGAGAUUGCACGCCAGCAAGGUUCCUGACUUGGAUUAUAGCAGGGCAAAAGUUUUUCUUCACAAUCACUAUAUAUGUGCAGUGGUUGUGCAGUUCUUCGUGCCUGCAGCAGUGGUACUUCUUCUCCUCAGCUUGUCACAAUUUGAUGAUACUUUACUUAAAGUUAUCCCAGGGGUACGCAAUUUUUUGCCUGCCUGCGCUUUGGUGAAAGAAGUUGCAUUGUUUCUGGCUUGGUGGAUUGUCUUUGUUUGGUCUGUACUCAAUUCAGCCAUACUUAGUUUGUUUCGCCGUGGAACUUUAUAUGUUUCCUGACUAUAGCAUUCAUAAUUUCCAUACACACCAAUGCUGCCACAGAUUUUGAUCAUGUUAAGUUUUGUAGUUUGUACUGAUUAGUCAGUGUGAUUCUGUAAAAGCUUCUUAUUAUAUUGCACUCACAGUUUUAUAAGAAUUUUGACAUUCUUCUUCCAAGCGUUGUUGUACUUGCAUAUUUCACUUGAAAAUGAAGUGGGAAAUUAAUUUCGUCCCAAA